Molecule: messenger RNA, 1953 nt
Organism: Zophobas morio
Lineage: Eukaryota; Metazoa; Arthropoda; Insecta; Coleoptera; Tenebrionidae
Product: pancreatic lipase-related protein 2-like
Exons: 9
Coding region: 98-1702 (534 amino acids)
Biological process (GO): lipid catabolic process
Molecular function (GO): triacylglycerol lipase activity
Source: RefSeq, a predicted model, not a curated record
ACUUUGUUUCCAAGAUAAGAACUUCAGUUCCGUUAUAAUCGGUUCGUCAAACCAAAAGUUUGAACAACAUCCGCACUGUGCAUAACCAAAAUUCACAAUGCAGCCGGCCAACAUGUCCAUUUUUGUAAAAACUCUCAUGUUCGUAAUGAACCAGAGCAACUACCAAAACGAAGACGACUCCUACAACUACUACUUCAUGGAAAUCGGAAAAAGUAUUGUUCCAGCCAACAACGCUUCAAAGUGCUACGGUAGUUACGGGUGUUUUCAAUUAACGCCACCGUGGACUUCCGAACAUCGACCGGUUUCGCUCUUCCCCGAAGAAUUAGAAAAGACGGAGCCGAGGUUUCCCUACUACACUAGAAAACAUAGGACGCCGUCAUAUGUGCUCGAUUUAAACGACUUCGACGUUUUCGGGGACUCAGACAUCGAUUUCUUCAAGCCUAUUUAUGUGAUCGCACAUGGGUACAUGGAAGGCGGCGGAAUCCCUUGGGUUUUAGAAAUGGCCAACGAAUUUUUAGACCUUGAGGACUGCUCGGUGAUCGUUGUGGACUGGCAUGGGGGUUCUGGGCCCCAUUACACGCAAGCGGUGGCGAAUAUCAGGCUCGUAGGAGCUGUAACUACCCAUCUCAUAUACGAACUGUCGAAAAAGACAGGGUAUAAAAAAUUGGAUCACGUGCACUGUGUUGGUCACUCUCUGGGGGCUCACAUGUGUGGCUACGUCGGAUAUGCCUUACAACAGAAUUAUAAUUUAACGCUAGGACGUAUUAGUGGUCUAGACCCAGCCGAACCGCACUUCGCCAACGCUAAACCGCCCAUUCGGUUGGAUCGUAGUGCCGCCUAUUAUGUGGAUGUGGUCCACACCGACGCCAGUCACUUUAUUCGAGGAGGUUUAGGAAUAAUAGAAAAAAUUGGACACGUGGAUUACUAUCCUAAUGGGGGUAGUAACCAGCCGGGGUGUGGUAAAAGUGUGGCUCAAUACAUUGCAGAUGCAAAAGGAAGUUUCUUCUUGGGUAUACGCAGGUACUUGGGAUGCAACCAUUUGAGAAGCCAUGAGAUUUUUUUUGAAAGUAUUAAACCGAAGGGAGGGUGUCGAUAUUUGACAGUGAGGUGUCCUUCAUAUGAGGAGUUCUUGGCUGGGAAAUGUUUUGACUGUGGCAGGAGAAACGAACGAUGUAUCCGAUUUGGUUAUCACGGGCGAAAAGAUUACAACGACUUAAUCAGAAAACAAUUAAUUAAGCCAGAUACUAACCUAGUAAUGUAUUUGAUAACAGGAGAAAAACGACCUUAUUGCAGAGCUCAUUACAAAGUAACAGUAAAAAUUUCAACAUCCGACGAAAGUGUGCGACAUGGAGGCGAAGUCGGCCAAUUAGUUUUCACCAUGCAUUCUACAACUGAUGGUAAAGGUCCCAAAACCAUCUCGGCACCUUUAAACAAAGGUGGCUACCACGAGCCCGGAAAAAUAUACACAGCAAUAGUUCCGACCGACCAAAUUUCAAAACUAAAAGCUGUAGAAGUGGAAUGGCAACAUCAAAAUAGCGUUUUCAACCCAUUAACGUGGAGGAUUUUGGCCGUACCUAUGAUCUACGUAGAAUUCAUCAAUAUAAUCGCUCUUGAAAUUGGAGAAAGCAUCACGGUGUGUCCUAAAGAUAAAAAACCUCUUCAGAACUCAAAACCAAGUUUCAUGAUCCCAUCAUACUGUUGAAGUUUGAAUGAAGUUUUCCUCUAAAAAUAACAACUAAUGUGUUUGUUGUAGUUUUUGCAUUAGUUGAUAUGUAUGCCGUCCUAAUCAAUGAGGGAAACAUCUUGUAAAUAUUUAAUUAAGUAUUAUUUAUUAAAUAAAGAUUACUCUGAAACAGUAAUGGCUAGUUGUUUCGUCUUCUGGUUAUCAAACUUAUCCAUCGUUUUAAUUUCGCUGAUUGCGAUUAGCGCUAUAAUUAACCCUAGUCCUAAAAU